AUGAAGUUGCCCACUUUCAUCACCCAUUACCUUGCCAUUGUUGCAAUAUCUAUACACAUUGCACAAUCCCUGCCAUAUCUUCCAGAGGAAGAAAACUGGAAUCUCAAUCAAAACCAGACAGCGACAGACCCCCUCGACUAUUCGGGUCAGUGGGAUGGACACACAUACAACCCUUCACCAGAGAACUGGCGAUUCCCCUUUUACACGAUAUUCCUCGACAGAUUUGUAAAUGGUGAUCCGAGUAACGAUAACGCAAAUGGCACACAGUGGGAACAUAUCUUGACCUCUAACGAGUUCCGCCAUGGCGGUGACGUUCUAGGUUUGGUUGAUACGUUUGAUUAUCUUCAGGGGAUGGGAAUCAAGGGUGUUUAUCUUGCUGGAACGCCGUAUAUCAACUUUCCCUGGGCUGCGGAUGGAUACUCCCCGCUUGACCUGACUCUGCUGGACCAUCACUUUGGUACGAUCGAGGACUGGCGCACAAUGAUAUCCGAGGCACAUCGACGGGGGUUAUAUGUUCUUUUUGACAAUACAUUUGCGACAAUGGGCGAUCUUAUCGGUUUUCAGGGUUUCCUGAACAAGUCCGCGCCAAUCAAUGCCAACGAGUACGACUAUGAAUGGAAGUACGGCCGCCGAUACUGGGACUUUCAGCCUGGAAAUGAAGUUGAGAGUGAAUGUCCCUGGGAGUUUCCUCGGUUCUGGGAUGACGACGGGAUCGGUUUGACCACCACAACCCUUGGUCCUUCAUGUCGGAAUAGUGAAUUUGAUCAGUAUGGAGAAGUUGCCGCAUUUGGGAAUUACACCGAAUGGGAAGGGCAGAUAGCCAAAUUCGCAUUUGUGCAGGAUCGUCUACGCGCAUGGCGGCCGGACGUGCUGGCCAAGAUCAAACACUUUUCGUGUCUUACCAUCACCAUGCUUGAUGUCGACGGAUUCCGGGUCGACAAAGCUCUACAAGUUACCCUUGACUCUUUGGGAGAAUGGUCCGAGCAUAUAAGGGAUUGCGCCAGUCAGGUGGGAAAAGACAACUUCUACAUUCCCGGAGAGAUUGUGGCGGGCAACUCUUUUGGCUCGCUAUAUGUCGGUCGCGGUCAACAGACAAAUCAGACCAAGAACAACUUGACGGAAGCAUUUAUGAUGACGAAUAAGACAGACAAGUCAAAUGAGGAUCUGUUCUUGAGACCCGCGGAGAGGUCUGCGUUGGACGGGGCGGCAUUCCACUACACAUUAUAUCGUGCUCUGAGCCGGUUUCUAGGUCUGGACGGUACCUACACUGCCGAAGGCGACCCGCCAGUCAACUUUGUGGAGACCUGGGAUGGCCUUGUGGAAACCAACGACAUGGUCAACACGAACACCGGAGAGUUCGAUCCUCGUCACCUCUUCGGUGUCACGAACCAGGAUGUCUUCAGGUGGCCAGGUAUCAAAAACGGGACCCAAAAGCAGAAUCUGGGCCUGUAUGUCGCUUCGUUGAUCAUGCCUGGAAUCCCAAUCAUUUCCUGGGGCGAGGAACAGGAUUUCUACGUACUGGACAAUCAGGCUGACAACUAUGUCUUCGGUCGUGGACCCAUGACUUCUGCUCAGGCAUGGCAGCUUCACGGAUGCUACAAGCUGGGGUCAUCGAAAUACGUUGACUUCCCGCUUGACCGUUCACUGACCGGAUGUGAAGACGAUUCCGUCAGUCUAGAUCACCGCGAUCCUUCUCACCCAGUGCGAGGCCUCAUCAAGAUGAUGUUUGAGAUGCGUGAAAAUUAUCCCGCAUUGAAUGAUGGCUGGUACCUGCAGCAACUGUCAAAUCAGACGUUCGACAUUUACCUUCCAGGCAGUAAUGGAACAGCGACCGAGACUGGUAUGUGGAGUGUCAUGAGAUCACGAUUUGCGAAUACGCAGAAUUUCGAUGGCCAAGGCCAGGGGAAUCAGAGUGUCUGGCUGUUGUAUUCUAAUGACAACAAAUCAGUUGAACACCAGUUCAAUUGCAGCAGUAAGGACGCUUUGAUCUCGCCAUUUCCUGGGGGAACAACGGUCAAAAACCUUUUUCCUCCGUUCGAGGAAAUGACCCUGACCAAUAGCUCGACUACGCUUGGAUUUGAAGGUUCUAAACUUCCAAACGGCUGUCAUCCCAACCUUACUAUGCCGGCCUGGAGCUUCAAAGCCUUUGUUCCGAAGGCUAAAUUCGUGCAGCCUUCCCCAUAUAUAACACGCUUCUCCCCAGGGCAUGACGCUCGACUUGUGCCCCAGGGAACAAGUGGGGAUACAGUACGGAUUGGCUUCGAAUUCUCUCAGGAGAUGGAUUGCGGGGACAUCACCAGAUCGCUGACGAUCACAUCCAAAGCGCUGAAUGACGAGAGCCCACAGCUUGACACGACGUCGGUCUCUUGUAAAUCCAUUGAAGAGACUGAAGUUGUGACGUGGCCGGGGGCACUCACAAGCGUUUUCAGUUACGAGGUAGAUUUGGGCAAUGUCUUUCCAGGAGUUCACAGAGUCACACUUAGCAACGUGACUACAGCAGAUGGAAAUAAAUCCACAGGUUCCAUUGACCACUUUCUCUUCCGGAUUGGAGAGAUAAACAAUCCGAUGGUCUGGCCACAGCUAGCGAACUACAGCAGAACCUUACUGUUCGACAACCCGUCGUCUGACACUGAACCCUUAUCAGUAAUGCCACAAGCCCCCGGUGCAGACAUGUGGCGAUACUCGCUGGAUUUUGGAGCUACAUUCAGUGCCUGGAUGACAUACACCGGUUUCAACACAUCGAUUCCCGGCAAGAACUGGAGCGGCACUGCCAAGCAGGCCUGGGAAGGAGAACAUAUCCUUGCCCAAUACUGGAGCAAGUUGACCGGGAGUAGCGCUCAUUGGACGCAUGGAGAUACGCAAUGGGCAUACAAGCCCCCACGUCGUUUCCCAAACCUCUUCAUCGAAGGCGAGUUCAACCAGUUCGGAUAUGACGCUGGCUAUUCCAAUAAAAUGGCUCUGAGCAACGACACUGGCGUAUGGGAAAUCCAUUUCAUGGGCGAAUGGCCCGUGCAGGUUGCAUUCAACGCCUGGGGAUUGAACGAAGACGGCCUUCCUGAUCAAACGCAGGUUUUUGGGGACAUCGAUGGAGACAAUGUUCUGGAUCAAGUCCCUCCAGUCACGCUGCUGAGCAAUGUUUUCAACGUCACCAUCCCACCCCCUUCGCCCUAUCUUGCCUUCAAGCUGUCGGUCGAUGACGGCGAUCUUAGGGUCUACGCUACACCUACAGGAUCCAUGUGGGCUCAGGUCUCCAUAUUUAUCGUGCUAGCGAUUGUACCUGUCGCCACUGCUGUCGGUGCGGUGUGUAUUUACCUGAAGGCAUUUUAUCAGGUUAAAUUCAACCAGAUCGGUGUCACAGAGAAGAGAUCAAGCAUGGCUCCACUGGUGGGCGUCUUUAACCGGGUGACCCAUCGAUCUAACGACAGAGAAUCCAAUCCUGGACUUGCUCUGACCAAUGCGGACCUGUUUCCAACUGAUAGUGGAGGCGUUGUCGGCGCCCCGGUACCAAUCCGCCGGCGAACCGUGCUCAUUGCAACGAUGGAAUACGAUAUUGAGGAUUGGGCCAUCAAGAUCAAAAUUGGUGGGCUCGGUGUGAUGGCCCAGCUGGUAGGGAAACAUCUCACCCAGCAUGAUCUCAUAUGGGUAGUCCCUUGUGUUGGAGGCGUUGAGUACCCCAAGGACGAUCCCCGAGAGCCGAUUGUGAUUACCAUUCUUGGUGAAAAAUAUCAAGUGGAUGUCCAGUACCAUCGGAUGCAGAACAUCACGUACGUCUUGUUAGACGCGCCUGUGUUCCGAGCUCAGUCCAAAACAGAGCCGUAUCCUGCCCGUAUGGAUGACAUGGAUUCGGCCAUAUUUUAUUCCAGUUGGAAUCAAUGUAUCGCUGAAGCCAUCAGGAGAUUUCCGGCUAUCGACCUCUAUCACAUCAAUGAUUACCAUGGCGCCGCUGCCCCGCUCUAUCUUCUACCUCGCACUAUUCCUUGCUGUCUGUCUCUGCAUAACGCUGAAUUUCAGGGACUCUGGCCAAUGAAGACUACACAGCAAAACCAAGAGGUUUGCAGUGUCUAUAACCUCGACCAUGCAUUGGUAAAGAAGUAUGUACAAUUUGGUGAAGUGUUCAACCUUCUUCAUGCAGCUGCCAACUAUCUGAAAAUCCAUCAAAACGGAUUCGGCGCUGUCGGUGUCUCCAAGAAAUACGGCAAGAGGUCGUACGCCAGAUAUCCGAUUUUCUGGGGUCUCAAGAACAUCGAAGCGUUGCCAAACCCAGACCCGUCUGACAUCGCCGAGUGGGAUCACAACGCGAACAGCAUUCUCGAAGACGUUGUCAUCGAUGCAGAAUUUGAAGCCAGUCGUGCCACACUCAAGAGACAAGCGCAAGAAUGGGCAGGCCUUAAUGUUGACCCAGAGGCCCAGCUGUUCGUGUUUGUUGGUCGUUGGUCCAUGCAAAAGGGCGUUGAUCUGAUUGCAGACAUCUUCCCCUCCAUUCUAGACGACCACCCAACGGUUCAGUUGAUGUGUAUUGGUCCAGUCAUUGAUCUCUUUGGAAGAUUUGCAGCGUUGAAACUCAAUCGCCUCACAGAGCUCUACCCUGGGCGGGUCUAUUCCAAACCAGAGUUUACUGCACUGCCGCCCUUCAUUUUCAGUGGCGCUGAAUUCGCCUUGAUUCCUUCUCGUGAUGAACCGUUCGGUCUAGUGGCCGUAGAAUUUGGACGGAAAGGAGCGUUGGGCGUGGGAUCACGUGUUGGUGGCCUUGGGCAGAUGCCAGGAUGGUGGUUCACAAUCGAGUCUAUGACAACCAAACAUCUCAUCCAACAGUUCAAGAUGGCCAUCAACGACGCUCUGAAAUCAUCCCAGGAGACACGAGCGCUCAUGCGUGCACGAUCCAGCAAGCAGCGCUUUCCCGUAGCACAGUGGGUUGAGGAUCUAGACAUUCUACAUGCCACCUCAAUAGAAAAGCACGCCAAGUACUCCAAACGUCACGAUCGCAGCUCAUGGAGGCUUUCCACUGGCAGCACCCUUGUCACAGAAAGCAUUCGCAAGGUCUCAAGCUCAAAAACCAGCCGUGAACAAAGCCGGUCACGAGGCUCCACCUUGUCUGACCCGCCGAGCAGGCCGAUCACGUCUGAUAUGAGACUGUCAGUACCUCGACCAGAUUUCGACCACGUUCUGUCAGCGACAAUUCCGUCUUCCAAUCUGAACAUUUCCGACAACGAGCCCGAUUCUGAUACCGACCCAAGACGCAGACUCUUCUCCUCCGACCCCCUCGCAGAGCCGCGAAUCGUUUACUCUGCAGAAAGCGAUGGAGAAGAUCUCGAGCCCAUGUCUUUGGCCUUCCAAGAGGACGGCAGCGUCCGUCCAUCACCGCUUGGGACACCUACCGUUGAAUUUGCUCGAUCUGGCACAAGCACACCAGGUCUCAGUGCAGGGCCAGAAGUUGGUCUGCUGGGUCGAGACGCAAGGGCGUCCAUGAUGAGUCUGGCCAGCGUCGAUGGUAUAAUAAAGGAAAAACUAGACUACAACCUCCAGAAGGUUGAUCCAUUUUUCACGGAUUCGUACAACGAGUACGCAGAUAAAUUUGAGAAGAAGCUUGCGGGUCUGAAUGGCAAGAACUCUCAGGACCAGCUCUGCAUCGAAGAGUUCCUCGAGAAAAGCCAAAAAGACUGGUUCAAUCGUUACCGCGACGUCAAAUUGGGCAAGUCCCCCUUGCCUUCUCCUGCUCCCUCUGUCUUUCGCAUCAAGGUCCGUGAAACCGGUCAUCCAGAGAGCCCGCCAAGUACUGGUUCAGUUGGAGACACUCACUCCGAGCAAUUCGUUCUCCCAGUUUUCUAUGUUCCCCCCACUGGCUUGAAGCGUUUCAUGUUGAUGAAGUUGGGUGAUUGGCCUGUAUACUCCAUCUUCCUCGCUAUUGGUCAAAUUCUUGCUUUGAACUCGUACCAGAUCACACUUCUAAAUGGUGAGAUUGGAGAGACGGCCCAAAAGCUAUACAUUUUGGCAUCCAUCUACCUUGCUUCUUCUAUCAUAUGGUGGAUGGUCUUCCGUUUGGUCCCCUCUGUCUAUGUAUUGGCGAUGCCUUUCUUUAUAUAUGGGUUUGCCUUUUUGUUUGUCGGUCUUGCCGCCGUACCUAGCGGCCUAAGUCGAACAUGGCUACAAAACGUGGGAAUCGGCUUGUAUUCGUUUGCCUCUUCCAGUGGUUCAAUUUUCUUCGCCCUUAACUUUGGAGAUGAAGGUGGAGCGCCUCUGAAGUCUUGGAUUUAUAGGGCUACCGUCAUCCAGGGCACUCAACAGCUGUUCAUCAGUUUCCUUUGGUACUGGGGUAGCUGGAUGGCAGCUCUCAAUCAAACAGGUAACAUGAAGUUUAGUCUUGCCAUGACCAGUCCAGGCGCUUUGCUCGGGAUCGGACUCGGACUUGCCGCUCUUCUGUGGCUGUUGGGGGCCCUGGUCUUCUUUGGACUUCCUUCGUAUUAUAGACAAACACCAGGUCAAGUACCGACGUUCUACCUAUCGCUCUUUCGCCGUCGCAUAAUUCUUUGGUUUUUCUACAUGGUGUUCAUAUCAAAUUAUUGGCUGUCGGCACCUUACGGACGAAACUGGCUCUAUCUCUGGUCCAGCAAGCAUGCAAAGGUGUGGCAGGUCAUUAUACUCGUCCUUUUCUUUUUCAUCUUUGUCUGGGCGGCAGCUCUCUGGGUCUUUCACGUCUUUUCCAAGCGACACGCCUGGUUCAUCCCGAUCUUUGCCGUCGGUCUUGGGGCUCCUCGAUGGGCCCAAAUCCUGUGGGCAACCUCCAACAUAGGCAUGUACAUUCCCUGGGCCGGUGGUCCUGUAGCUGGAGCUCUCGUUGGUAGAGCACUAUGGCUCUGGCUAGGAGUUUUGGAUUCCCUUCAGGGUGUCGGGUUUGGAAUGAUACUCCUCCACACAAUGACUCGGUUCCAUGUGACCUUCACACUUCUAGCCGCACAGGUGGUCGGUUCCGUUGCGACUAUCCUCGCCCGCGCUACAGCACCGGAUAAGUUAGGCCCUGGUAACGUUUUCCCUGAUUUCUCCGCUGGCAUCGCAGCCGGCUUGGGAAAGGCAGACUUCUGGGUCUGUCUAUUAUUCAUGAUAUCUAUCAACGUGCUCUGCAUCUUCUUCUACCGCAAAGAACAACUCUCGAAACCUUGA
This is a messenger RNA of Penicillium pulvis, 7155 nucleotides long. RefSeq lists its product as uncharacterized. Bases 1 to 7155 code for a protein of 2384 amino acids. Lineage: Eukaryota; Fungi; Ascomycota; Eurotiomycetes; Eurotiales; Aspergillaceae. Gene Ontology annotation, cellular component: fungal-type cell wall. Gene Ontology annotation, biological process: fungal-type cell wall (1->3)-alpha-glucan biosynthetic process. The record is from RefSeq and is a predicted model, not a curated record. Gene Ontology annotation, molecular function: alpha-1,3-glucan synthase activity. The transcript has 14 exons.